Molecule: messenger RNA, 273 nt
Organism: Menidia menidia (Atlantic silverside)
Lineage: Eukaryota; Metazoa; Chordata; Actinopteri; Atheriniformes; Atherinopsidae
Source: the annotation of a GenBank genome assembly
AUGUGUGUGGAAAGCGAUGGAUGUGAGAUAGAGGGCUGCAGCAGUUCGGAUGAGGUGCGCACGCUGUCGGGCAGCAUGAGUCCCGGACUGAAAUCCAGCCCGGACCUUCACCCCUGCAAACCGGGCCAGAAAUUCCGCGCCGCGCUGCUCAGAUGCCGCUCGCCGGCUGCCGCCGCCGGGAUCCUCAGCUUUGGGAACGUCCUCAAUUACAUGGACAGAUUCACUGUAGUUGGUGCUCUCAUCGUUCUAUGUCUCGUGCUGAGUGCUGAUUGA